AUGAAGAAACAAGUUCAUGGUGAUCGCUCUACUCAACCUCCUUGGUGUGGCAAGUGUAACAAGAAGCAUUAUGGAGAUCGUAAGACAACCUCAGUGAAAUGCUACAAGUGUCAAGAGUUCGGUCAUUUUAGGAAGGAUUGUCCUGUGCGAGAUGCUCCCGAAAAGACUCUAGGUCGUGUUUACACCUUGGACGCUAGGAAGGCCCAAGGAAACACUAAUCUUGUUGCUGGUACGUGUUAUGUUAAUGAUCAGCCCUUGUUUGUGCUAGUUGAUUGUGGAGCAACACAUUCUUUUAUUUUUUAUCCUUGUGUGUGGAGGCUUAGUUUUGAGACGAGUCUUCUUCCUAAUCCUAUGAUUAUCUCAUCGGCUACGGACGAUGUAGUAGAAGCUCGGGAAAUUUGUAGGGAGUGUUCUGUUAACUUCAAUGGUCGUAGAUUCUUGAUUGACCUUAUUUGUCUACCGCUUAAGAAGAUCGAUGUAGUGCUGGGAAUGGACUGGUUGUCAGCUAACUCGGUGUACAUCGGUUGUAAAGAGAAGGCUAUCUUCAUUCCUGCUGAGGAGACUACACCAACCGAUGCCAUUGAACAUCUUCUUGAAGGUACAAUCAACAUGAUCAAUUACCUUUUUGCUCGAGAGAAGUCUUUCCUUUUGGUUCUUACGUCGGACUCCAAAGACAAGGAGACUGUAUUGGAGAUUUCGGUUGUUUGUGAAUUUUCUGAUGUAUUUCGUAAGGAUGUUACUUCUCUUCCGCCGAAAAGGGAAGUUGAAUUCUCUAUUGAUCUUGUUCCGGGUAUCGCUCCAGUUUCGAUUGCCCCUUAUCGGAUGUCUCCUGCGGAGUUAAGGGAGUUGAAGAGUUAG
This is a messenger RNA of Vicia villosa (hairy vetch), 858 nucleotides long. RefSeq lists its product as uncharacterized. The record is from RefSeq and is a predicted model, not a curated record. The coding region runs from base 1 to 858 and encodes 285 amino acids. Lineage: Eukaryota; Viridiplantae; Streptophyta; Magnoliopsida; Fabales; Fabaceae. The transcript has a single exon. Gene Ontology annotation, molecular function: zinc ion binding; nucleic acid binding.